This is a messenger RNA of Thlaspi arvense, 975 nucleotides long. NCBI's taxonomy places the organism in Eukaryota, Viridiplantae, Streptophyta, Magnoliopsida, Brassicales, Brassicaceae. The record is from the annotation of a GenBank genome assembly.
CAAAAACAAACCCUUUAUUUGAACUAUAUUUAUCUUUAUCUUCUUUUUGUCUCUUGACUCCCUUUUUUGAAGGAUUCGAAUUAAUUUCAGAGUACGAGCAGAGAUCAGGAAAACAACGAUGGGUUUGAAAGAUGAGGAGUCUUCAGAAGAGCCAAAGGGACAAGGGACGUUAAGCAGAAAGAACAGCCACAGCUCUUUGUGUCCGACAGAUGAUGAUGAAGAAGACGAAGACAAGAAGCUUGAACUCGGUCCCAUGAUCGCUCUUAAAGAACAGCUCGAGAAAGACAAGGAUGAUGAAAGCUUGAGGAGAUGGAAAGAACAACUUCUAGGCAGCGUGGAUAUGGAGGAGGUUGGAGAGACUCCGGAUCCGGUGGUAAAGAUAAUGAACUUAACAAUUAGGUCGCCGGAUAGAGAAGACAUGGUAUUGACGGUCCCGGAAAACGGAAAACCGACAUCGAAAGGACCAUGGUUUACUCUCAAAGAAGGUUCUAAGUACACUCUCGUAUUUACUUUCCGAGUGACCAACAACAUUGUGUCCGGCCUCCGGUACAGCAAUACGGUUUGGAAGACUGGUAUCAAGGUGUAUAGUAGAAAGGAGAUGUUAGGAACAUUUAGUCCACAGGCGGAACCAUAUAACCAUGUCAUGUUUGAAGAAUCAACGCCCUCUGGUAUGCUUGUUAGAGGCUCCUAUUCCGUUAAAUCUAAGUUCGUCGAUGACGAUAAUAAGUGCUACUUGGAGAACAACUACACCUUCGACAUUCGCAAGAAUUGGCUGUGAUCCAUCACAUAAGUUAAUGGAAGAAAGUUUCUCUUAUUCACUACUGUUCGUGUCAUUGUCAACUUUGUAUUUUCUCAAAAUUUUAAUUUGUUCUUAACUUAACGUUUGUUUAUAUGGUAAAUUUGUUCUUCGAGUAUUUUUUCCUCCAUAAGUUACUAUUUUCGGAUUAUGUUCUAUUUUGCAAGCUCAAUAUAUAC